Messenger RNA from Sander lucioperca (pikeperch), 580 nucleotides. Its product is annotated as C-type lectin lectoxin-Enh7-like. Bases 143 to 580 code for a protein of 145 amino acids. Lineage: Eukaryota; Metazoa; Chordata; Actinopteri; Perciformes; Percidae. The transcript is spliced from 3 exons. The record is from RefSeq and is a predicted model, not a curated record.
GUUGAUAUUUUAAUAUUCAAAUGACGACAACAAAGGGACAGCCAGAGUGUCUGAAGAGGAUCAAUAAGGUGUUGAGAGCAGUCUCCGUCGGCACAGAAAGGGAGAAACAUCAGAGCAGAGGGAAGCUGUGGACAUUCACAAGAUGGUGAAGAUGCAGUGGAGUCUGUUGGUGUUGAUUGUGAUGGGUCAGUGUUCCUCCAUUGGGGGUCAGCUGUAUGAGUACCACUUCAUUAAAUAUGAGAAGACCUGGAAAGCAGCCCAGGAAUAUUGCACAAAGAACCACAGUGACCUGGCCACAGUGUCUAACGAGACAGACAUGCAGAGACUCCAACGCCAUCCACAGUAUCGAAGCGGAGCCUGGAUUGGGCUGCAGCGAGACUGGCGCUGGUCUCAGCCACGGGUGAAGUUCAAUGAGAGUAAAUGGUCUACAGGACAGCCAAACAAUGAAGACAUUCCUGAGAACUGUGUGUGGAUGAAGAUGAAGAAUGACAAAUGGGAGGACGACUCUUGUAAUAAAAGGCAUAACUUUAUCUGCUAUGAUGGUGAGAAUAUGUGGUGCAUAGAGUCUGUUUUCCACUAA